Molecule: messenger RNA, 1422 nt
Organism: Colletotrichum truncatum
Lineage: Eukaryota; Fungi; Ascomycota; Sordariomycetes; Glomerellales; Glomerellaceae
Product: Endochitinase B1-like protein 1
Biological process (GO): chitin catabolic process; carbohydrate metabolic process
Cellular component (GO): extracellular region
Molecular function (GO): chitin binding; chitinase activity
Source: RefSeq, a predicted model, not a curated record
AUGAUCAGAACAGCUCUCCUCUUACCACUGGUUCUCACCAUUGUAGGUGCUGUCCCUGCAGGAAAGCAGCUCGCACCAAGAGGCGGUUGUGGAAACCCGCAUACUGUCACAGUGUCUACGGCAGUGACAAGAACAACAUCAAGAGGAUCGAAUACCUCAAGUCCACCUACACUGCCCUCAACACAAACUUCAGCGUCUACACCCCCAGCAUCAAGCAGCGGAGCUACUAACCCCCCUUCAAAUGGAGGAACACCUCCAGCAAAUGGCUACAGAAAUGUUUUGUACUUCACAAACUGGGGCGUCUAUGGAGCCAAUUAUCAGCCAUCAGAUCUUCCCGCCGACAAGGUCACGCAUCUCCUCUACUCAUUUGCAGACAUAGCCUCAGAUGGUGAAGUCAAAUCUUCCGACGCAUGGUCAGACACGGAUUACUUGUACCCGGGCGACCAGAACACGCCAGGCCAUGCCAACGGUUGUGUCAAGCAGAUUUACGCUCUCAAGAAACAGAACCGGAAGAUGAAGGUCGUUCUCUCCAUCGGCGGCUGGACCUGGUCUUACAAAUUCGUUCCCGUAGCUGCCACCGAGGCUGGCCGCCGGCGCUUCGCGACAUCUGCCGUCAAGCUGAUGGCUGACUGGGGCAUGGACGGUCUCGACAUCGACUGGGAGUAUCCGUCUUCCGCCAAACAAGCCUCAGAUUUCGUUGCUCUACUCAAGGCCUGCCGCGAGGAACUUGACAAGUACGCCGCACAGAACGCCCCUGGAUACCACUUCGUCCUCACCGUCGCCUGUCCUGCGGGACCUACCCACUACCAACAGAUGGACCUCCGGGGCAUGGACCCGUACGUCGACGCGUGGCACCUCAUGGCCUACGACUACGCCGGAUCUUGGGACACGACGACAGGACACCAAGCCAAUCUCUUCUUCAACCCGGCAGCCCCGCAGGCGACAAAGUUCAGCACCGAGGUCGCGCUGACGUACUACCUCGCGCAAGGCAUCCGCUCCGACAAGAUCGUUCUGGGAAUGCCUCUGUACGGCCGCUCAUUCCUAAACACCGACGGUAUCGGCCUUCCGUAUAGCGGCGUGGGCCAGGGUUCCCUCGAAGCGGGAGUGUGGCAUUACAAAGUCCUCCCCCGACCGGGCGCGACGGAGACCUUUGACGAAAGGGCCGGCGCUGUCUAUAGCUAUGACCCAACCUCGCGAGAGCUGGUUACCUAUGACAAUGUGUUGAGUGCGAACUUCAAGACGAAUUACCUGAAGAACAAAGGGCUCGGUGGCGCCGUAUACUGGGAGGCAGCAGGAGAUAGGAAGGGCGAGGGAAGUAUCGUUGGUGCGGUUGCGGCUAACAUGGCGUCUUUGGACUCGACCCAGAAUCUGCUGAGUUAUCCCACCAGCCAGUACGUCAACAUCCGGAACAACUUGGCUUGA